UUGACUUGAUUUGAUUUUGAGUGUGAAGGCACAGGCACAGGCAAUCAAGAUGGCGCGUGAUCACGACGAAUCAUUUGCACGGUUCAAUUUCCCGGACCAAAUUGUUAAUUUUCUCCUUGAUGCUCAGGUUGACCCCGAUAAUCCGGAUAAAAUUGUUGAAAUCGAGACACAGCAGCCGCUUCAAUCAACAUCCGGAACAAACGCUGAUCAUUCACUGCGCCGGCCCGGAGGAGCGCACCAGCGGCUUCAAUCAACAUCCGGCAAAAACGCGGACCAUUCGCCGCACGCGCCCGGCGGAGCGCACCAGCAGCCGCAAUCAACAUCUGGCUGGGAAAAGAUUCCGAAGGAAGAGGGCGGAACGGAACAGGUGCUGUUGGGAUAUUUUGUCCGAUCGCCACCUUGCCCCAGAGGCGCUCAGAUACCUGCUGCGAACGAGAUACAGCAGCCGCUUCAAUCAACAUCCAACAUUCAAUUGAAUUCGAGUGCUGCAGGUUAUUUGAUUUUAAAUAAAAUUCUACGUAAAAAUUCAAAA
Culex quinquefasciatus (southern house mosquito) is the source of this 532-nucleotide messenger RNA. RefSeq lists its product as uncharacterized. The record is from RefSeq and is a predicted model, not a curated record. Bases 120 to 476 code for a protein of 118 amino acids. The transcript is spliced from 3 exons. NCBI's taxonomy places the organism in Eukaryota, Metazoa, Arthropoda, Insecta, Diptera, Culicidae.